Messenger RNA from Linum tenue, 315 nucleotides. Lineage: Eukaryota; Viridiplantae; Streptophyta; Magnoliopsida; Malpighiales; Linaceae. The record is from the annotation of a GenBank genome assembly.
AGCUCUCCAAGGAGCAGACUGAGGGUCUUUGUGAACCUUUCACGGAUGAACAGAUUAAAGAGGUGAUUUUUGCUAUGGAUGGUGAUAAGAGCCCUGGCCCAGAUGGAUUUUGAGCUGCUUUCUUUCAGUAUGCCUGUUCUCUCAUUGGUCUUGAGGGUGCUCUACAUUCCCCCUAUGCAGAGCUGGGAUGAUGAGGUGAGAUGGACUGUUUUGAAGCUCAGUGCUGUAACAGAAGAAGCAGAAGCGGGAAGAAUCAUAUGGCAGAGCUGGGUGAGCAAUGUCUGGCGGGAACGAUGUAGGAGAAUGUAUGCUGGA